Aspergillus aculeatus ATCC 16872 is the source of this 4953-nucleotide messenger RNA. RefSeq lists its product as uncharacterized. NCBI's taxonomy places the organism in Eukaryota, Fungi, Ascomycota, Eurotiomycetes, Eurotiales, Aspergillaceae. The transcript has 2 exons. Gene Ontology annotation, cellular component: site of double-strand break; nucleus. Bases 1 to 4953 code for a protein of 1650 amino acids. The record is from RefSeq and is a predicted model, not a curated record.
AUGCCAUCUCCUGUUAACCUGCAGCGCCCCUCCAAUCGCGGGGGAGCCGCCAAAUUGUCCCCCACGAAGACAAAGCCCCUCGAUAUCGGUCGGCCCUUGGGAAUUUACGACACAAACUCUGUGCGAGAAAAGGUGCGCAAAUGGCAGCAGCAAGGUGGCGGGGUUAUUACUGCCAACGACGGUGUCUACUAUGACGAUGAGGAGGAGACUAACUCCGCCGCCGAAUCCAAAUCCAAACCGGCCCUUGAUACUCCCCUCGGCAACUCCAAUGGUUCAGUAGUAUCUAGGAUGCGAAGUCAAAGCACUCCGCGAAAGCGAGUCAUCAGUGACGAGCACUGGAAGCUAAAUCGGAAGCCCACGCAGGCCAAGACUUCGAAACUCCCAGCCCCCAAGCGCAUCUCCCAGUACACAACAAAUGAUGCACUAAGGCCACAGCAUAAAGCCGGGGGUGAGGAAGAUGGGGUGCCGUCUCCUCCGCGAAGUCGCGAACGCGACCGCUCCACGGAUCUUGCGACGAGGGAGCGGAGAAAGUCCCGCGCAUCGCGGGAUGUGGACACAAUACCAGAAAAUCGGGCGGAGGAAGAAAUUGCGUCGUACAAUGGAUCCUCGAAAUCGACAUCGCGACCAUCAACGGCGAAAGGCCAUACUCGUGCGAAGUCAGAGCAGCCUCAAAGUUCGAAGUACAAGGAUGCGCCGUUAGAUGACGACUCAGAAUGGGCGACGAGCGAGGCGGACUUCUCUGAAUUGUCAAGACGCCGCGCACGAGGUCCUAAUCCAACGUCGAAGGGUCCUCCCCCCAAAGGCCCUGGGCUCGAUGCCCUCAAAGGCCGUACAGCUGUAAAACCACCCAAAGGGGGAAUACUCGGGCAUAUGAUCGAUGCAUCGAAAGAGAUAUUCUCCAAACCUGAGCCACCCAAACCAGUACCAGUCCGGGGCGCGAAAAUCCAAGCCUGGCUGUCCAAUACCCCAGACCCUUUUAAGGAAGGAAUGGACUCGGACGUGGAGAUUCCAGCGCCUUUAAAAAUGAGAUCUGGUAACAACAAAUCGACCGCAAAAUACGAACAAUCGCACACUAGCGAUGUGGAGCAUUCCAUGGAUAGCGACACGCCCCGCAAAGAUGCGGCUUCACGGCGAAGCAAGAGAGACGGGGAGCUUCCCAUCAGAGACCGCCCUCGUGAUAUGAGGGAUGAUGUGUCUGAGGCCGGAACUCAGCCGCUCUCUGAGGGCUCGGAAGUGUCUGGUAAUAAUGCGCCUGUACCUCUUGGGCAAACCAAACCAUUCCCUGCCACCGGAGCACGUCCUCUGUCUACCAUCGCAUCUGUGGAGUCAAUGAGCAGAGGUGGCAAUCCAACAGCGUCAUUGGCUGCAGAAGCACAUGAUUCAUCAGCCAAGGCAAAGGAAGACGAUGAGGAACGGGACUCAUUCGAUCCAAACUCACUCCCUGUAGUUUCGUCGCAGCUCAAAAGACGACUCACUACCCAUGAUGAUCUAAUCUCAGUUUUAUCCGCCCCCAAUAGCAGGAGCCGGAGCCUCCGGUCUGCGAGGAGCUUGAAGACGAAGAAUCGCGUGGUAUCAGAGACUAUUCCAGACAUACUCAAGGAGUUGUCUGCCGACGAAGCGAAGUACAUGCGUGAGCUGAAGACUUUAGUCGGCGGUGUGAUUCCUGUCCUCCUGACUUGCGUGCUUUCACGGUCUGAUUCUGCUAUUGCAGCUGGUCUCUUCCGCCCUUCAACGGACCCUAAAGACGAGGUCAAUUUCAGCAAGCCCAUUGUGGAUAUGGGAGUCGCCAUCGAGCGUCUGAAGACAUUGCACAAGCGGAUUCCCGAAGAAAAUGUCGACGCACUACUCAACUGGGCACAAGGGGCGCAAAGGGUCUAUCGCGAGUAUCUCAAGGCUUGGAGACUAGGAUUCAAGGACGUUAUAGUGAAUCUUGCGCCCCUGGAGGAAGGAGAAGGUGGCGAAAACGCUGACACUCGGAGCCUGGACGAAGGCAUGGCAAGAGACGAAAACGGAGAUGUUGUGGACAGUGACGGCGAAAAAGUUGAUGUUGCCUAUCUCUUGAAACGACCACUUGUUCGCCUCAAAUACCUUGCAAAGACAUUCAAGGGGAUUAAGACGCUGCAACCAUCCCCCAAAGCAGAGGAAAUUGCAUCGGGUUAUCAGACCCUGGUGACAGAAGCUCGUCGUCGUGCGAGGGAGGAAAGAGCAAGGCUUGAAGACGAAUCGGCUGCCAGCAUUGAUGCAACUCGCGCGCGCGAUCCUGCAACAUUGGGUACUUUGAGUGAGGUCACUGUGGACAGGUCUCGACGGGUUCGUGCCCGUGAUUUCUUCAACCUAUCCCUUUACCAUUCCAGUGGACAAGUGAUCGACUGCCGUGCAGAAUUUCUCCUGAGAGACGCAACCGCACAAAACAGAGGAGAAGGUGAUUUGCUAAUUUGCGAGAUUGAUCAUACGGAUCGCUGGCUACUGUUUCCGCCCAUAGCGCUGGGCUGCGUCUCUGCUCGGAACGGUGAUACAAAGGGUGAGAUUGUCGUCAUGUUGCGAAGUGCUCCAGGGCAAGAGAAACCAUGGCAGGAGCUCCUCAUUCUCCAGAUUGAUGAGGAGGAAAUCGGGAAUGAAUGGGUGCAGAUGCUGGGUCUAGUCCCUGUUCCACCAGCCAUCUGUCGUACCCAGAGCUUUAUUGACCGAGCCAAGCAGCGGAAACGAGCACAAACUAUCUCAUCCUCCACUGAAGCUUCCCAGGCACAGAGGGCUCCUCCAAGUCCUACGAAUAUCAAUAUACCGAUCGGAGAAAAGGCCGACAUCCGGGCCAAGCGUCGAUCUCUGACCCCAAGAGAUCAGUUCUCUGACCCGAGUACCGUUGGGUCUUCUUGGGCGAACGACUCGUAUACAUCCUUGCAUACCGCAAUCACGCGUGACUCAGAUUAUGCUAUGGGAGAUUCGCCUCGGCCUCAGCCUAUCCUUCAUGCUAGGGAGCCGCGGAAGAGUUUCACCGGCGAUGACAAACCCCACGGACUGAAACGCUCGAAGGCUAAGAGAAUCUCGCGUUACGGUGAAAGUAGUCCAACUACUCCCAUAGAACCAGCUCAGGACAAGGGCAAGGCCCAAGAACUCGAAGAACCAAAACGCUUUGAAGAGAAGAAGCCCAAAGAACAAGAUCGCCCUCAAAGGCCGCCCAUGCCGGAUAGAAGGCUGUCCUCCGUACCAUCAAUGGACCUGCCUGUGAUCCCCAAGCUCAGAAGAGGCAGUAGUCAGACAUACAUCUCCGAAUCCUUAGCAUCUACGUCAGAUGACGAAUACUCCGCGAUUGAGUCUCUCUAUCUUGCUGAAUCCCCGACAAGAAACAAGAGUGACUCUCGAGCGAAUUCAGACUCGGACCAGGAGGAGCCUCCGGCACCGCCACCGCACUCUCGCUCACCAAGUUCGACUGGUUCAAGUCUCUCCGACGUGCCAGUGCUAAGCCCAAGCAAUGUACGCCUCAAGCGCCGCGGAUCAUCGCCCUUGAAACAUGAAUAUGAGCCGUCCACUGCUUCAGAUUCUUACUCGGAUUCUGACACGUCAACUGUGCGGCGCUAUGACAUGCAGUCGGGGUCAGAAUACUCGGCAAUGGACAGCUCCGACGACGACACAGAAGAUGAACUUGCGUCUUUGCCAGCCCGCCAUCUUUCCAAGUCCCAUGUGCAGGACUCCGUCAUGACCUCUACCAGCAGUUCCCUGUCAUUGACAAAUGCAGCAUCUGAGGGCGGGUAUAGGUCUGUUCCGUCGCAGCCCGCCAAAUCAUCUGCUGCUAUCGCUGCCGUCUUCGCCUGGUCCGACAAGGGCUCCUGGGAAAGUAUAUUCCCCGAUGAGUGCAAGGUCAUCGUUAGCCCAGGUCUCAUCGAGGCGUACAAUAUGAGCGACGCUCCCAUGGGCAUUGAAGAUGAGGCCACAUUAAAAAAGCUCCGCCCGCUUAUUGCGCUUGAGCUUACCCCCCUUGUUCCUAUCCGACGUGGUACAGCCAUUGACAUUAGCAUCCGCUCUCCACCCACCAAACGAUCCAAGAUAAACUGGAGUAACAACAUCAUGUUCCGCUCACGGAAUGCAGAUGAAUGCGAAGUUCUGUACGGCCUAAUCAACCACGCGCGCAUCAACAACCCCACCUACAUUGCCUUGCAGAAUGCUAGAGGUCCGUAUGCCGACCAACCUCUUCCAGAAGAGUCCCCCAGUCGGACAGGCGGACUUUUCGGUUGGCCUCGACGCAGGAGAAGUUAUCGUGCAACCACCUCCCCACGAUCGCAGGCCGACAAUUCCGACAGCAGCGUGGGAACCGUGAGCAGUGCUUUUUCGGCCCUCAAGCGCUUUGGCGCUGGAAGCAAAAUGUUUAACAUCUCCCGUUCAUCUCUGACAUCUCGCAAUGGCCAGAAAGAAGACAGUAUCUACUCUGACUCGCUCGGCUCUAAUGCAUCCCCUUCAUCGGGCAUCGGCCGCAUCGCCGCCGCCAUCAAGGGCGUGGACGGGAUCGGGCUGUCUAACGCCAAGAUCCGGCUCUACAUGCGUGAGACACAGUCCAAAUGGCGCGAUAUGGGUGCUGCCAGACUGACCAUCAUGCCUGCGCCUCCGGAGCCUCGCGAUAUCGGCAGAAGUGAUUCGAACACUUUCUCGGAAGGCACGGACGGUAGUCCCCCCGGCUCCGGGGCCGCAUCUCCCCGUCGAGCGACGGAACCCGAGAAGCGCAUCCUCAUCCGGGGCAAGACCCGCGGCGAGGUGCUCUUGGACGUUUGUCUGGGCGAGAGCUGCUUCGAGCGGGUCGCCCGGACCGGCAUUGCUGUCUCCGUCUGGGAAGAGACCGAGGGCGGCGCCAUGCCCAAAAAGGGCGGCGUCAUGGUGGGAUUUUCGCGGAUCUACAUGAUCCAGAUGAAGAGCGAAGCGGAAGCCGCGUACACAUUUGGACUUGUUGGAAAGUCUAAGUAUUAG